Molecule: messenger RNA, 1004 nt
Organism: Capsaspora owczarzaki ATCC 30864
Lineage: Eukaryota; Filasterea; Ministeriida; Capsasporidae
Product: mitogen-activated protein kinase organizer 1
Exons: 10
Coding region: 22-948 (308 amino acids)
Biological process (GO): mRNA splicing, via spliceosome
Cellular component (GO): catalytic step 2 spliceosome
Molecular function (GO): protein binding
Source: RefSeq, a predicted model, not a curated record
AGUGACGUUCGCACGACGCGCAUGUUCGAUCCGACUCCAGCACGAACGCUGAAGGGCCACCAAGGCGCCGUGACAGCCGUCCGCUUCAACCCGGCUGGAACGUACUGCGUGUCGGGCGGUGCAGAUAAGACAGUCAAUCUGUGGAAUCCACACUCUGGCAUGCUGCUCAAGACGUACAUUGGACAUGGCCACGAAGUGCUCGACCUCGCAACAGCGUCCAACAACGAGUGGAUUGUUUCAUGCGGCGGCGACAAGACCGUCAUUCAAUGGGAUGUAGCGAGUGGAAACAUACUGCGCAAGUUACGUGGGCAUCUUGCGCGUGUCAAUUGUUUAGGGUUGAAUGCAGAUAAUACGGUAGUUGUAUCAGGAUCAUAUGAUGCUACAGUUCGCAUCUGGGACUUGAAAUCCAAUAUGCGCGAUCCCGUACAAACCAUGAAAGAAGCCAAGGAUAGCAUAUGUAGCAUUCAUAUCAUGAAUCAUGAAAUGGUUGUCGGAUCGGUUGAUGGAUCUAUUCGAAUCUACGACGUCCGAGUUGGGAGAGUGACAACUGAUACCAUUGGAUCUCCUGUUACUUCCGUGCGGUUCUCGAGCGAUGGAAACUGCAUUCUUGCCUCGACUCUUGAUAGCGCUGUGCGGCUUCUAGACAAAGACCUCGGAAAGCUGCUCGGAACAUAUUCCGGCCACGUUAACGAGUCCUAUAAGCUGGACAGUACGUUUGCUCUCAACGAUUCGCAUGUCCUGAGCGGAUCCGAGGAUGGCAAGCUUUUCGUUUGGAGCCUUGUUGAGGCCAAAAUUAUUCAGACCAUCGCCGCGCACAAAGGAGCUGUUCAAGGCGUCUCGCACCACCCUUUCGAACCUAGCGUGCUUACUUCUGCAGUGGACGGGCUGAUCAAAGUGUGGAAACCGCCGGCACCAGCUGAACAAGAUGAAAUUCCCGACUACGACUAGUUAAUCACAAUCAUUUAUGACAUCUUAAGACCAAAAAACACAAGUAACGAAAAAAU